AUGAGUUGUAGUAUUAAGCAGACAACCGGCUCUCUCAGGGGCAGGACCAGCGGUGGCAGCUGUGUUAUUGGUGGUGGUGGUGGUGGUGGAGGAGCACGGAUUUCCUCGGUCUCCUCUGGAAGAUACACGACCUGUGGGAUAGGCGGUAGCCGAGGGUUCUCUGGGAGAAGCUACUGCAGUGGUGUGAAUUACGGAGGAGGACUGAGCAGCGGCAGUCUGGUCGGUGGGAGCUAUGGAGGUGGCUUAGGAGCCACUGUCCUCGGAGGAUGCUCAGGCAUUGGAUUCAGCGGUGGCAGUGCCCGCUUUGGUGGUGGCAUUGGAGGUGGCCUUGGUAUCGGCAUUGGUGGAGGGGUAGUUGGAGGGGGUUUUGCUGGUGAUGGCAUUCUUCUUUCUGGUGACGAAAAAGUCACCAUGCAGAACCUUAACGACCGCCUGGCUUCUUACCUGGACAAGGUGAGGUGCCUGGAACAAGAAAAUGCUGACCUGGAGUGCAGAAUCAGGGAGUGGUACGCCAAGCAGGGCCCCUUUUGUGAGCCGCGGGACUACAGCUGCUAUUACAAAGAGAUAGAAGAUCUUCAGAACCAGAUUGUCUGCGCAACCAUAGACAACAACAAGAUCAUUCUGAACAUCGACAACAGCCGGAUGACAGCCGAUGACUUCCGAGUGAAGUACGAGACGGAGCUGGCCCUUCGCCAGAGCGUGGAGGCUGACAUCAACGGGCUGCGCCAGGUCCUGGACCAGCUGACGCUCUGCAGGUCCGACCUGGAGGCACAGCUGGAGUCACUGCGGGAGGAGCUCUGCUGCCUGAAGAAGAACCAUGAGGAGGAAAUGAACUGUCUGAGGAAACAGUCGACUGGAGAUGUGAGUGUGGAGGUCAAUGCCUGUCCUGGCCCUGACCUCAGGAAGAUUCUGGAGGAGAUGAGGUGCCAGUAUGAGACGCUGAUUGAACGCAAUCGCAAAGAAGUGGAGGAUUGGUAUGAGUGCAAGAUUGAGGAGGUGAACAGGGAGGUUAUCACGAGUGGUCAGGAGGUGGAGACGUGCAACAAUCAGGUCACCGAGCUGAGGCGGCAGCUGCAGGCGCUGGAGAUCGACCUGCAGGCUCAGCUCAGCCAGAGGGACAACCUGGAGUCCUCUCUGGCUGAGACAGAAUGCCGCUACAACAACCACCUCGGUGAGCUGCAGACUCAGAUCACGUGUGUGGAGCAGCAGCUGGCGGACCUGCGGGCGGAGAUGGAGUGCCAGAACCAGGAGUACAAGAUCCUGCUGGACGUCAAGUGCCGCCUGGAGCAGGAGAUCCACACCUACCGCUGCCUGCUGGAGGGCGGGCAGCAGGACCUUAUUCAGCAAGGAGGAAUUGGUCAGUUGUCGGGUCUAGGAGGAGGAGUUGCACGAACAGGAGGAAUAGGAGGAGGAGGAAUCAUCCGAACAAGCCACACGUACACUUCGUCUGCCCAGAUGCCAUCCUGUGCAGCUGCGGAGAUACAAGUGCCUUGCAGAAGGAUUUGUGAUUAAGCAGAGAAAUGAGAAUAUCCAAUGAGAGAUCCCUGAAGCAGAGCCACGGAUAAAGAGAGAG
Messenger RNA from Centrocercus urophasianus (Greater sage-grouse), 1573 nucleotides. RefSeq names its product keratin, type I cytoskeletal 13-like. Gene Ontology annotation, molecular function: structural molecule activity. The coding region runs from base 1 to 1512 and encodes 503 amino acids. The record is from RefSeq and is a predicted model, not a curated record. The transcript has 8 exons. Lineage: Eukaryota; Metazoa; Chordata; Aves; Galliformes; Phasianidae.